This is a messenger RNA of Myiozetetes cayanensis, 1269 nucleotides long. Its product is annotated as golgin subfamily A member 6-like protein 22. The transcript has 2 exons. NCBI's taxonomy places the organism in Eukaryota, Metazoa, Chordata, Aves, Passeriformes, Tyrannidae. Bases 46 to 1269 code for a protein of 407 amino acids. The record is from RefSeq and is a predicted model, not a curated record.
AAGAAUGAAGUAAAAACAGAGAAUGAACUAAAAAUAGAGGACUUCAUGGAAAAAAUAGAGGCAAUCAAAGAAAAAAUAAGGAAGAACAAAGAAAUACUGAAGAAUGAAGAAGAAAUGCCAGUCGAAGAAGGAAUUAAGAACAAGAGAAAAGUACAGGAGCUGGACAAAAAAAUACAGGAGCUUGACGAAAAAAUACAGGAGCUUGAUGAAAAAAUGCAGGAGGACAAAGAGAAAAUAAAGCAGAUCAGAGACAAGAUACGGACCAAUGAGAUAAAAAUACAGACAAACAAAGAAAAAAUACAGGAAAAGAAAGAAAGACUGAAGAAUGUGGGAAAAAUACAGAAGGAUGAAGUAAAAACAGAGAACAAAAUACAGGAGUUCAAAGAAAAAAUACAGGCAAUCAAAGAAAAAAUAAGGAGGAACAAAGAAAUGCAGAUCAAAGGAAAAAUACAGGAGCUCGAUGAAGAUAUACAGGAGGAUGAAAUAAUGGAGGAGGACGAAGAAAUACAGCAGAUCAAAGAAAAGAUGCAGAAGAAUGAAAGAGUAAUGCAGAUGAUCAAAGAAAAAAUACAGGAAAAUGAAGAAAGUGGAAGAAUGAAGAAAGUGGGAAAGUGGCUGAAGAAUGUGGAAAAAAUACAGAAGAAUGAAGCAAAACCAGAGAAUGAAAUAAAAAUACAGGAGAACAAAGAAAAAAUACAGCGGAUCAAAGAAAAGUUGAGGAAGAAUGAAAUAAAAUUAGAGAUGAUCAAAGAAAAAAUACAGGAGGAGGAAGAAAGAAGGCUGAAGAAUGUGGAAAACAUAGAGAAGAACGAAGAAGAAAUGCAGAUCAAAGAAAAAAUUAGGAAGAACAAAGAAAAAAUCCAGAAGCUCAACAGAAAAAUACGGGAGCUUGAUGAAAAAAUACAGAAGAACACCGAGAACGAAGUAAAAAUACAAGAGAUCAAAGAAAAAAUAAAGACAGUCAAAGAAAAAAUAAGGAAGAGCAAAGAAAAAAUACCAAAGAAUGAAACCAAAAUACUGCAGAACAAAAUAAAAACAGAGAAUGAAAUGGAAAUUCUUAAGAACGAAGAAAAAAUACAGGAGAUCAAAGAAAAAAUACGGAAGAACAAAUUAAAAAUACAGGAAAACAAAGAGAAAAUACCAAAGAAUGAGGAGAAAGUCAGAGUCUACUCAUCCAUGUUUGGAGAUAAGCAGAGGACCACAGAAAUACCCACCUUCCAAGGAAGCAGUGGACAAAGAGGAGACAAUAUUGCCAUUGCAACCCUGUGA